This is a messenger RNA of Syngnathus acus (greater pipefish), 2290 nucleotides long. It is a transcript of the gene lmod3, whose product is annotated as leiomodin 3 (fetal). Gene Ontology annotation, molecular function: tropomyosin binding. The transcript has 3 exons. Gene Ontology annotation, cellular component: myofibril; striated muscle thin filament. NCBI's taxonomy places the organism in Eukaryota, Metazoa, Chordata, Actinopteri, Syngnathiformes, Syngnathidae. The record is from RefSeq and is a predicted model, not a curated record. Gene Ontology annotation, biological process: muscle contraction; myofibril assembly; pointed-end actin filament capping. Bases 144 to 2018 code for a protein of 624 amino acids.
GUCUUGCCGUAAAUAUCUCCCGUGCACUUCGCAAGGUUUAAUUUUAGAGUCCACAUGAGGCAUAAGCAGAGCAACUCCAGCUGAAGUCAGAAGCUUGCCAGUUUGCUCUGUGUCAGUAUUCUGACAAACAUUUAGCGUCGGAGAUGUCGAGCAGAGAUACCGAGGACCUGAAUGAGGAGGACAUUGAUGAGGAUGAGCUCCUCGCUACGCUUUCGCCUGAGGAGCUUAAGGAGCUCCAGAGUGAAAUGGAUAUUAUAAUUGCUCCAGAUGAUAGCGUUCCAGUUGGACAGAGGCAGAAGGACCAGACAGAGAAGUCACCGACUGGAAGCUUUGACCACAGAUCCUUGGUCGGCUACCUCUACUGGGAAAAGGAAUCCAAACGCAUGCUUGAGGAAGAAAGAGUGCCUGCUACUCUGCUACCCAGUGAGAAAACACUGAGCAAGGAGGCUGAAGAGAAAGAAAAAGUCAACACGGUGGAAGAUGGGCACGAUGAAAUUUGUGAAGGAAAACAAGAAGUCAUUGAGGAAAAGGCUAAAGAUGAUACUGGAGACGGGAAAAUAGCUGAAGAAAAGAUAGAGGAGACCGUUAAGGAAGUUGUCAACAACGUGAAAGAGAGCAAUGAAGUGGACAAAGCGCUCCCUGAGAAAGAGAUGAAUACAAAUCAGUGUGAAAAAAGUCAGACAAAAUCUGACGGCACAGAAAAGGAAACGGUAAGCCAUGAGAACGGAACGACACAAGUUAAAGAGGAAAGUAAAACGACAGACGCUUUGCCUCCUCCGGACUCACUGGGGGAUGCAAAGACAAGUGAGCCCAACGACAAAGUCCAGCAAAAAGAGGAGCCAAAGAUCAAUAAAUUAAAAAUCCCCAAGCUGGCACUGAACAACAUCAAAAUGACAUCUCGACCAUCGGGAAAUGAGACAAACUUAGAGUCGACGCUGGACAAGAUCCGAAACAACAAUUCUUCUGUCACCGAGGUGAAUCUCAACAACAUCGAAAACAUUCCCAAAGAGAUGCUCCUGGACUACGUCAACGCCUUGAAGAAGAACAAACACGUGAAAACCUUCAGCAUCGCAAACACCGGCGUGGAUGAAAACAUCGCCUUCAACCUGGCCAACAUGUUACGCGAGAAUCGCAGCAUCACCACGCUCAACAUCGAGUCCAACUUCAUCACCGGAAAGGGAAUCGUCGCCAUCAUUCGAUGCCUGCAAUUCAACGAGACCCUCACCGAGCUGCGCUUUCACAAUCAAAGACACAUGCUGGGUCAUCAUGCCGAGAUGGAGAUUUCACGGCUGCUCAAGGCCAACAGCACCUUGCUGAAGAUGGGCUACCAUUUUGAACAGCCGGGGCCGAGGAUGGUGGUGACUAAUCUCUUAACCAGGAACCUGGACCGCCAGAGGCAGCUGAGAAAGGAAGAGCAGAAGCAGCAGCAGCUGAAGGAGCAGAAGGAGGUCAUGCAGAUGUACGAGAGCAGUCUCAACCUGCCUCCGGGUUUACUUGAGAUGCUGGGCUACAUACCGCCCCUCGAACUCCUGCAGAAACACGGGCUUGUUGCGCCUCCAAAAGAACUGAAUAACGUGCCGCCAAAAGCAGAAGCAAAGGAAAUCAAAGAGGAACCAGAGCCACCAAAGCAGCUAAAACACAAGAAAAUUCCCAAGCAACCAAGCGCUGAGACCCAAAACCCAUUGAGAGAAGUCCGGCUGAAGAAAACGCCAAAGAAACGUGACCAUUUUCAGGAGUUGGAUCGCAGAGAGGCCAGUCGACAAGAGAGAGCAAAUGUCCAACUGAGGAAGACUCCCAAAGUGAAGGAGUCAGUCACAGAAGGGCCGGUGGAAGAAAAAGCAAACCUGAAGGACGUCAUUAAGACUUUGAAGCCGAUCCCUCGCAAGCGAGUGCCACCCAAGGUUGAUCCCACACCCCGCGACGAGCUCCUAAAUGAGAUCAAGAAGAGUAACGUGGCCUACCUUAAAUCUGUGCCGCUCCCCAAAGCCUUGGAAUCAAGUGAAACAAGUCUCAUCUGAGGCAGUGCCUUACCGUAAUCUGUGUUUGACACCGAUUGUAUUUUGGAAAUGAACUGUGCAGUGACAAAGAACAAUUUGUUCACAGUGACUGGUUGUUGUUCCACCAUGAGUCACAAAAGCAAAGAUGUGGGACUGUACAUUUGAAAUUAGAAGUACAUUAAAAUUAUGGAGUCAUUUGAUGAUGAUUAAUGAUUAUUUAGGACAAAUCACAGUUGUUUCACAAAACAACUUUGAUUUGAAAUGUCAACCUUCUGGUUUUAAAAAAAUACAAA